Messenger RNA from Melopsittacus undulatus (budgerigar), 2050 nucleotides. RefSeq names its product nudix hydrolase 19 (gene NUDT19). The transcript is spliced from 3 exons. Gene Ontology annotation, molecular function: hydrolase activity, acting on acid anhydrides, in phosphorus-containing anhydrides. The coding region runs from base 73 to 1206 and encodes 377 amino acids. The record is from RefSeq and is a predicted model, not a curated record. Lineage: Eukaryota; Metazoa; Chordata; Aves; Psittaciformes; Psittaculidae. Gene Ontology annotation, cellular component: mitochondrion.
GCGGUGCCGCCCGGGCACUCCAGCAGCGCGAUCGCGGCCGCUAUACCGGCUACCGCUCCUCCGCCCCGCACGAUGAACUCUGGGCUGCGGCACUGGAGGGAAGCGGCCACGCUGCUCCUGGCAGCGGGUGGGCCAGGGCGGCUGCCGCGCUCCCCUCUCGGCCCCUUCGACUACGAGGUGCUGCUUCUGCAGCGGAGCUCCCGCAGCGGCUUCAUGCCCAGCGCCCACGUCUUCCCGGGGGGGGUAGUGGAGGCCGCGGAUUUCUCCGCAGACUGGCUGGGGCUGCUGCCCGCCUCGCCUCUGUGCGGGCUCGGCCAAGUGAGGAGGCCGCCGCCCGGCAGCAGCCGGGCCCCGCUCUUCGCUACCGACCGAGAGGAGAUGGGCUCGCCGCUGCCGGGGGAAGUCGCUUUCCGCAUCUGCGCUAUUAGGGAAACGUUCGAGGAGGCGGGAAUCCUACUGCUGGUGCCGGAGCCAGGGCCAGCGGCGGCCGGCGGGCCGGUCCCCCUGCUGCCAGCGGAUCGCCUGCCCCCGGCCGCGGAGCUGAGUGAGUGGCGGCGGCGAGUGCAGCAGGAUCCGGCCUGCUUCCUGCAGCUCUGCCAGCACCUGCGCUGCGUCCCCAACAUCUGGGGCCUGCAAGAAUGGAGCAACUGGCUGACUCCCGUCGGCAGGGCAGGGCGCGGCGGCCGGCGCUACGACACCGCGUUCUAUCUGUGCUGCCUGGAGAGGCGGCCGUGCACCGCGCAGGACGGCCGGGAGGUGACGGCCUUCCUGUGGUCAUCACCUCCAGAAAUUAUUGAACUCUUUAAAUCAGAGGAAAUAUGGCUUGCUCCACCUCAGUUCUAUGAGCUAUGUAGGCUGUGCAAUUUCUCUUCGCUCCAUGAGUUACACAAGUUCAGCUCUGACCGAGCUCUAGAGGGAUGUGAAUGCUGGAUGCCUGUGAUGUUAACUGCUUCAGAUGGCUACAUCCAGCUACUGCCGGGAGAUGAGUUAUAUCCAGAAGAUCCAGAUUAUACAGGAGAAAAGAAAAUAAUCAUGUCAACAGACAAGAAGGUUGAAGAUCUCAUGAAAGAGGGUAGUAUAUUUCACAGGAUAGUAAUAAAAAACAUCAACAGUCUUGCUGUCUAUGUUAAUAUUCAAGCAAAAUAUAAACAUAUAAAUCCAUUGACAAUAAACUCUACCUGUUCAGAUUACAAUAGCAAAUUAUAAUAUCUGUUUGGUUUAAAGAUAGAAAUUUUUUAAUUACAUAUAUAUUCACUGUGAGGUUUGCACUUUUCUAAUUAGUGCCAAAGUCAGGAAAAUUUUCCUUUGUCCUGCCAAACCAUUUUGCAUGUGCAAUUUGAGUUAUUUGAUUUGAGUAACUAAUUCUUUGAAAUAGAACAGUUGUGCCAGUUACAAUGUUCAGAGGCCACUGAAAAUUUAAUGUAACCAAUUGUUGUGAUUUCAUAUUAACAACACCGAACAAUUAUUAUCAUAUUCUACUUACAUACUAACUUUAGAAAUAGCUGCAACACUGGUCCACUGGGUUACAUAGGUCCUUUUCUCUCUGAAAAUUUAAGUAUAUAUUAAGUUCAGACCAAGUAUGUUUUCGGUUGAAGAAUUGACUAUGCUUCCAAAAGUUACCCAUUAAACAACUGUAAUAUGCAUCUAGAAAUUAAUGAAAUCUCCUGUUCCCUAUCUGCUGACAUCUCCCUAUUCUCUUUUUCAUUCUGGGGAAAAUCAGUAUAUAUGUAUAUAGAGAUUUAUUAGCUGAAAGUCACUUUUUAAAAACAAUACUAUGGAAUUAAUAUUAGAUUGUAAUAUUAGAUACGCCUAGAUUAUAUUUACUAAUGACAAUAUAGUCAAAACUAGUUUUCAAAAGUAGGUAAUUUACACAAUGGUAUCUGUCAGAUUUAAUGCAUUCUCAGGUUGGUUCUCAGGGAUUUCGGGUUGGUUGGUUUUGUCUUUUUUUUGUGCAAUGUGUGGAAUAAAUGGAGCAGUGAUGCGACUUCUUUACCUGGAAGAAGUAAGUACGAUGACUUGACAUUAGCUAGUAAAGUUCUUCAGAAACCUU